UUAAGGACCGGGUGGACCUUAUGGGACACCGUACAAGCCGUUGCGUGGGAAUUCAAGAUGGCGGCCUCCAUGAGUAGGAACGUGAAACGCAUUUUAGGUUUCAUUCAAACGAAAACUCUUAAAACAAGAUCAUUUUGCAGUCAAAAUGCAUCAGAAGUGAAGGGCCUCCGUGAAGGACGUGUCUUCUCAGGAAUCCAGCCCACUGGGAUUCCUCACCUGGGAAACUAUCUCGGAGCUCUGGAGAGCUGGGUGGCCAUGCAGAAUGACUACAGCUCAGUGUUGUACAGCAUUGUUGAUCUGCACUCUAUCACCCAGCCUCAGAACCCAGAGUUACUACAGAACAAUAUCCUGGACAUGGCAGCCAGCCUGCUGGCCUGUGGCAUUGACCCCACACGCUCUAUCCUUUUCCAGCAGUCUGUGGUUUCGGAGCAUGCUGAGCUCUCCUGGAUUCUGGGCUGCUUUACUAGCAUGCCUCGACUACGCCACCUACCUCAGUGGAAGAUGAAGAGUAAGCAGAAGAAUGAAGGAAGUGUAGGUUUGUAUACCUACCCUGUCUUGCAGGCUGCAGACAUAUUACUCUACAAAUCCACAUACGUACCUGUCGGGGAGGAUCAAAUCCAGCAUUUAGAAUUAGCCCAGGACCUAGCUCGUAUCUUCAACAACAAUUAUGGAGAGCUUUUUCCUGAACCUCGUGCGCUACUUAGUUCUACACGCAAGGUGAAAUCUUUAAGAGAUCCCUCCUGUAAGAUGUCUAAGUCAGAUCCACAGACGUUAGCCACCAUAUUCCUUACUGACACCCCUGACGACAUAGUAUUUAAAAUCCGAAGAGCUGUGACUGAUUUCACAUCCGAGGUCACGUUUGAUCCAGUGGACCGGCCAGGUGUAGCCAAUCUGGUGUCCAUUCAUGCAGCUGUGACUGGCCAGACUGUAGAGGAUGUGGUCAGGUUAGCCACAGGGCUGGACACUGGCAAGUACAAAACUGUGGUGGCAGAAGCUGUGGUACAGAAACUGGAGCCCAUCAGACAUGAGAUCCAGAGACUAAAGUCUGACCGGAGCCACCUGGAGAGUGUGUUAGCCAAGGGAGCAGAGAAAGCCCGCAGUCUGGCUGCCCCAGUGAUGCAGGAGGUCAGGAAACGGGUGGGCUUCUCCUAAUUGUCAGAAAACACAAUCUGUUCCAGGUGGAAAUACAGUACAGUAUGGAUGAGAUUUUAUAGGCGAUCAAUUUCUUUAAUAUUUGAGUGUCAAUUUUAAAUAUUUUUCAUGUAUAUUAGAUUUUUCUAUUUAUUUUGGUUUAUGUUCUUCUUUUGUGUACUUGUUCAUAAAUCAUAUAUAUGAUAUGCAAGUUUGUUCCCUCUAAAAUGAUUGGAACCUCAAAUUCAAUUCAUUUUUUGCUGUAGGCUUAAGAUAUUUGAAUUUGAGGUCAAAAGAUAUUCGUAUCAGAAAGGAGAAUUUCAGGUUUAUUUCCUGAUAUUUAUUUAUAAAUAUGUUAAACAACAUAGAACACAGCACAUUUUGUAUUAGACCACACAACUAUUGGAACGUGUGACUGACGUGUGUUAGAUUGAUUGCUUAAAUAAUAAAUAGUGCUAAACAUCUACUCUUGGUUUUAGCCUUCAGUUUCCCCUGUGAAUACUGCAUUUGUUAAAAAGGAUAAAACAGGAAUAUAUGAGAGCUGUCUGUGUGAAAAAAUAGGGAAAAUCAAUCAGAGGUGUAGUAGUACUAUUACUACAAUUUUGAAAUGAAAAGCAAACAAUUGAAAGAAGCCACAGUAAAAACCUGGAAAAACACUAUGAAUGAAGA
This is a messenger RNA of Tachysurus vachellii, 1800 nucleotides long. RefSeq names its product tryptophanyl tRNA synthetase 2, mitochondrial (gene wars2). The coding region runs from base 58 to 1152 and encodes 364 amino acids. Gene Ontology annotation, molecular function: tryptophan-tRNA ligase activity; ATP binding. Gene Ontology annotation, biological process: mitochondrial tryptophanyl-tRNA aminoacylation. Gene Ontology annotation, cellular component: mitochondrion; mitochondrial matrix. The record is from RefSeq and is a predicted model, not a curated record. The transcript is spliced from 6 exons. NCBI's taxonomy places the organism in Eukaryota, Metazoa, Chordata, Actinopteri, Siluriformes, Bagridae.